AGAGAGAGAGAGAGAGAGGGGCAGAGAAAAAGUUUGAGACAGGACUUUCUGCGGACGUGCACAGUUCGGCUUUGCACCGAUUAUCUUGCGGGCGAUUCCACUGGAAUCAGUGAAAUGAGACUGUCAGCGGGGGUCCUCCUGUGCGCGCUCCUGUCCCUGGCAGCCGGGGACGAGCAGCGACUCCCCGAAGAGGAACUCGUGGUUGUGACUGUUGCAACCAGAGAGACGGACGGCUUCAAGCGCUUCUUUCGCUCAGCUAAACAUUUCAACUACACUGUGAAGGUCCUUGGCGAAGGGGAGAAAUGGAAGUCUGGCGACCACACGUCAUCUCCAGGAGGAGGUCAGAAAGUGCGCCUCCUUAAAGCCGCUGUGGAGGACAUGAAGGACGAGAAGCAGAUCCUCCUUUUCGUUGAAAGCUACGAUGUGGUGUUCGCUUCAGGCCCCAGCGAGCUACUCAAGAAGUUCCAGCAGGCCAGACACAAGGUGGUGUUCUCCUCUGAGAGCCUGAUCUGGCCCGACAGACACCUGGAGGACAAGCACCCCCACGUUGCCGAGGGCAACCGGUUCCUAGGCUCAGGAGGUUUUAUUGGCCACCUUCCCAACAUCAAAGAAAUGCUCGCUGACUGGACAGGAGAGGACACGGACAGUGACCAGCUGUUCUUCACCAACAUUUACAUUGAUCCAGUUAAACGGAAAUCCAUAAAUAUCACUCUGGACAGCAGAUGCAGAUUGUUCCAGAACCUUCACGGUGCCCUCGACGACGUGGUGCUGAAGUUUGAGGAUGGGCGGGUACGAGCCAGAAAUGUGCUGUAUGAUACGCUGCCUGUCGUCAUCCACGGGAACGGACCUACCAAGCUCCAGAUCAACUACCUGGGUAACUACAUCCCCAACAUGUGGACGUUUGAGACCGGAUGCACAGCGUGUCACGAGGAUCUGCGCCCCCUCACGGCGCUUAAGGAGAGCGAGUACCCCCUGGUGCUCAUUGCCAUCUUCAUCCAGCAGCCCACUCCUUUUGUGGAAGUGUUCUUUGAACGCCUACUGAGGCUCCAGUAUCCCAAGAACAGAUUGAAACUCUUCAUCUACAACCAGGAAGCCCAUCACGAGGGUCAGCUGAGCUCCUUUGUGAAGGACCAUGGAAGCUUGUAUCAGGAUGUCAAGCUGGUCGGCCCUGAAGAGGAGAUGGAUCAAGCCGCAUCCCGCAACCUGGGCUUUGACGUGUGCCGGAAGGACGAGGACUGUGACUAUUUGUUCGUCUUGGACAUAGAAGUGGUUCUAGAGAACGAAGAAACACUUCAAAUCCUCAUUGAACAAAACCUUCCCAUCGUGGCGCCCAUGAUCACUCGCGUUGGACGACUGUGGAGCAACUUCUGGGGAGCCCUCAGCGCAGAAGGCUACUACGCCCGGUCUGAGGACUACGUGGACAUAGUUCAAGGGCGCAGAGUCGGUGUGUGGAGCGUCCCGUACCUGUCCAGUGUGUACCUGGUGAAGGCCGGCCUCCUUCGCUCAGAGCUCUCCACCUACGAGCUGUUCACCUCAAGCCUCUUAGACCCCGACAUGGCCUAUUGCCACAACGUCCGUGGCCAGGGAGUCUUCAUGUAUGUCACCAACAUGCACACGUUUGGCCGCAUCCUGUCUACACAAAACUAUCAGACGAGCCAUCUUCAUAACGACCUGUGGCAGAUCUUUGAAAAUCCAGUGGACUGGCAGGAGCGCUACAUUCAUGAGAACUACACCCGCAUCAUGAGAGACCAGCUGAUUGAAACUCCUUGUCCUGAUGUCUACUGGUUCCCAAUUCUGUCUGAUGUUGGUUGUAACCACAUCGUUGAAGAAAUGGAACAUUUUGGGAAGUGGUCCGGAGGAGCCACUACGGACAACAGAAUCCAAGGAGGCUACGAGAACGUCCCCACCAUCGACAUCCACAUGAAUCAGAUCAACUUUGAAAAGGAAUGGCAGAAGUUCUUACUGGAGUAUAUAGCGCCUAUAACGGAGAAAAUGUACCCCGGCUACUUCACCAAGUGCUCCACUCCCUUGAACUUUGUGGUGAGGUACAAACCCGACGAGCAGCCGCUGCUCGUCCCUCACCACGACGCCUCCACAUUCACUAUUAACGUAGCUCUCAACAGCAAAGACCUUGACUACCAGGGAGGCGGAUGCCGGUUCCUCCGCUACAACUGCUCGGUUCAGGCGCCGCGUAAAGGCUGGACCCUCCUGCACCCGGGCCGCCUCACGCACUACCACGAGGGCCUGCCCACCACCGGCGGCGUGCGCUACAUCGCCGUGUCCUUUGUGGACCCCUGAACCCCCCACAGGCGGCUGGUCCAGACCAACCAGGCGGCUCCUUCAGCUCGUUGGCUUGUCUUGUGCCCCACGUUCGCUUUCCGUUAGAGCAACGACGCGCUGCCUCCUCCUGUAGUAAACAUCUGUGUGCGCUGGUCCACAAUCCAGCUGUGCACGUGUUGUAUUACCAGCUGUUGAGCUGGACUCCUCUCAGGAAAUCACCAGGAGUUCAGCUGCGUCGUACUUUUUCUUACUUUCUUUUCUUAGUCAGACACUCCGAAGCCCGAAACGCCGCCUUUAUUUAUUUUGUGUAUUUUAUUGGACAUUUAUUCCACGUCAUGUUACAAACUACUGUGAUUAAAGUAUAUUCAUCAA
Molecule: messenger RNA, 2652 nt
Organism: Gasterosteus aculeatus aculeatus (three-spined stickleback)
Lineage: Eukaryota; Metazoa; Chordata; Actinopteri; Perciformes; Gasterosteidae
Gene: plod1a
Product: procollagen-lysine, 2-oxoglutarate 5-dioxygenase 1a
Biological process (GO): peptidyl-lysine hydroxylation
Cellular component (GO): endoplasmic reticulum
Molecular function (GO): L-ascorbic acid binding; procollagen-lysine 5-dioxygenase activity; iron ion binding
Source: RefSeq, a predicted model, not a curated record